AUGUUUACAAUGCCCCGUCUUCCUGUCUUGUUUCCCCCAACACAUCCACAUAUGCGCAAAGGAGUCUUAGUUGUUGGAGCAGGAGUCGUUGGACUCACAACUGCCCUAGAACUCUCAAACCAAUAUGGCGAUUCUCUCAGCAUUACUCUCAUUGCCAAGGAUCUACCUGGCGAUGUGUCACCGUUGUACACGUCGCCAAAGGCGGGAGCACAUUGGACGUCGUCCAAUAGCAAAGAAAACAAGCAAUGGCAGCUGGUCACCUACAAGAGACUCAAACAGCUCUCUGAGAUUCCGGAAUCAUUUGUUGUACCUUAUCCUUUAUACCAGGGUGACAUAGUCCCAGAAGGUUGUGAGGCGCCUCCAUUUGAAGAGCCAUGGUAUAAGGAUCUGGUGGAAGACUAUGAGUUUCUUGGAAGUGACCCAAAGAAGUUCCCCCAAGUUGCCAACUUGCAUGUCUUUAAAUCGUAUUCCAUUUCAACAACACUCUAUCUUGUGUACCUGCUUUCCCAAUGCAAGAAAAAUGGAAUCACCAUCAAGAGACAUACUAUUGCGUCGUUACAAGAGGCAGAGAACUUUGUCCUUGCAAACGGGAAGAAACCAGAUGUAGUGGUAAACUGUACUGGAUUACAAUAUAACCAGCUCAACGGUUGUUACGAUCCUAAAUUGGUCCCUGUUAAAGGUUAUGUUCUACUUAUUGAAAACACCUUACCAUAUCAAACUACAUUCAAACAUCCGAAAUUGACACCUGAUGCCAAAGAUGGCGAGUUCCUUAUGUUAUUCCCACGUGCAGAGGGGGGGUCGGUUCUUGGUGGUAUCUAUGAUCGAAACUUCACCAGAUUUGAUACUUCUAUUGACGCUGAUUAUGCUGGAAGGUUGGUUACUAAGGCAACAACAUAUAUGCCAGAGCUUGGCAGAACAAGGGAUAUUAAGGUCUCAACUCACACUAUUGGGUUUAGGCCUGAGCGCCAAGGGGGAGCCAGGAUUGGUGUUGAUAUAAACAACCGGAAAAUUGUUCAUAAUUAUGGCAAUGGUAACUCCGGAUAUAUUGAGAGUUGGGGGGCUGCACAAAGUACUGUUGACAGUGUCGCCCAGGUUCUUUUUGAUAACCCUAAAUUAUAA
Molecule: messenger RNA, 1119 nt
Organism: Pichia kudriavzevii
Lineage: Eukaryota; Fungi; Ascomycota; Pichiomycetes; Pichiales; Pichiaceae
Exons: 1
Coding region: 1-1119 (372 amino acids)
Molecular function (GO): D-amino-acid oxidase activity; FAD binding
Source: RefSeq, a predicted model, not a curated record